AUGGUGGAAGCAACCAACGGAGUGGCGAUUGAGCCGCCUGUGUCACAUACGCCUUUCAAUGCUGACGAAUUACUUGAAGAGGGCGAAGACUUCCCGUUCCCACAACAAGUGACCAGAGCUUCAUUCAACUACAACCUGGAUCGCCAGACGGAUCAAAAUAGUUCCAGCAAAGAGUUCGAUGUGGAUCAUUUCCUUUUCAGCAAUUACCGAUACACCUCGCUGGAUGAUCUCUCUUCCGAGCUGAAGCACCUGUUGAAAGAACUAGAUACAGAGUUGGUGAACCUGGUCAACACAGACUACAGUGACUUUAUCAAUCUGGGAAAGUCCAUGGACGGUAGUGUUGAUCUCAUUCACAGCAUCAAAGUCGAUGUGGGAAACUACCAAAAGGAGCUACAGAAAUCUCAGUCCAAACUGAAGAACUCGGCCGAGAUUGUGGAUGGUGUACUGGAGCAAAAAAAGAGCCUGGGUCAGCUGAAAUACGUGGCCAACGCCGCAUUAUUGCUGAAUGAUCAGAUUGAAUCGGCAGAGGCGAUAUUCAGCGAUUCCACAAAAGGAAAGGUGAUGUUUUCGGUGUUGAGAGAACUAACCACGAGCUACGUCUCAAUUCACAAGGUUCUCACAAAGUUGGGGUCUUCUUCGUUAGGGUCCUCGAUGGAUAUCUUGACCUCACUAAAUCGCAGGAUCAGUGCAUUGAGGUACAAUUACAAGGGGUUGCUAGACGAGUAUCUGAGAGGGCUGGACCUGAAGGAUGAAGCGUCCAAGGAUGAAGUUUUGGGUCUGAUGAAAAUGUAUCUGAUACUUGGUGAGCCUGGUCACUUCAGCAAGAUCAUGAAGGAAAAAAAAGAGCACAAAAUAACGGAAAAAUAA
Messenger RNA from Kuraishia capsulata CBS 1993, 867 nucleotides. RefSeq lists its product as uncharacterized. The record is from RefSeq and is a predicted model, not a curated record. The transcript has a single exon. Bases 1 to 867 code for a protein of 288 amino acids. Lineage: Eukaryota; Fungi; Ascomycota; Pichiomycetes; Pichiales; Pichiaceae. Gene Ontology annotation, cellular component: membrane; COG complex. Gene Ontology annotation, biological process: protein transport; intra-Golgi vesicle-mediated transport; Golgi organization.